Molecule: messenger RNA, 758 nt
Organism: Pyrus x bretschneideri (Chinese white pear)
Lineage: Eukaryota; Viridiplantae; Streptophyta; Magnoliopsida; Rosales; Rosaceae
Product: putative phytosulfokines 6
Exons: 3
Coding region: 335-622 (95 amino acids)
Biological process (GO): cell population proliferation
Cellular component (GO): extracellular region
Molecular function (GO): growth factor activity
Source: RefSeq, a predicted model, not a curated record
AAUGACCAAACCAGCAGCAAGCCCUCUCUCACGCACACAUAUACAUAUGAUAUAUCAUAUAUCAAAGUAGUGGAGAGGAGAGGUGUUGUCACACAAAAGCAUGGUGCUGGUUGGCCCCACCUUAGCGGAGAGGAGAGGUGUUGCAACUGCAGGCCUUGUUUAGAUGGGAUCCUUCAUGUGAUUUAUUUGACUUACAGAAGCUAAGUGAGUGCCUGCUGCUUUCUUUUUGCAUGUAUAUUUAUCUCCAUCCUCUUCUUCCUUCUUCUACCACCUCAAGUUCCAAAUCUUUAAGCUCAUCUCUCUCUCUCUCUCUCUCUCAUUUGAAUUCGAAGCUAUGAAGCAAAGCUUCAAAUCAGGAGCUGUUCUUGUUCUCUGCAUUUUUUUCAUCCUUUUCUCCUCAACAUUAUCGACCCGUCUCUUAGCGAACAAAGAAGGACAAGAGAAGGUGCUGCUCAAUGAAAUGGCUCAUGGGGGUUCACUUGUAGGAUUGGAAGGCAGUGAAUUAAUGGAUCAGCUUAUGGGAGUGGAGGAUUGUGUUGAUGGAGAUGAGGACUGUUCAAAGAGAAGGAUAAUGGCUGAAGCUCACUUGGACUACAUCUACACACAGAAACAUAAGCCUUGAUACCCUUCAUAUUUUCCAACUCAAGGGCCUUCAUUUCUUGUUAUUUUCAUAUUCUCCUUUAUUAAGAAAACUUUUGGAGAGCUAAUUACCAGAUUGCAGAUCCUACUUUUAAUAUAAUGCAACAGUUACAUCUAAA